This is a messenger RNA of Cervus elaphus (red deer), 5589 nucleotides long. RefSeq names its product pappalysin 1 (gene PAPPA). The record is from RefSeq and is a predicted model, not a curated record. NCBI's taxonomy places the organism in Eukaryota, Metazoa, Chordata, Mammalia, Artiodactyla, Cervidae. Gene Ontology annotation, molecular function: metallopeptidase activity. The transcript has 22 exons. Bases 419 to 5302 code for a protein of 1627 amino acids.
AAGGACGCAAAAAAUAAAUAAAUUAGAGCAUCUUUUGGGGGGGAGGGAAUUCAGCGGAUCAGUGUCUUAGAGGAGCUUUUUUUUUUUUUUAAGAGCGAGAAAUCAUAUAAAAUAAAAUGAAAUAAAACAAGGAGGAAGGCAACCAGCUGUUAGAGGGGGGAAUAAGGCAGAUAAAGGAGCGGAGAGAGAAAUUAAUUGCCAACCAGGAGGAGUUGGGCUGUAUUUUUUCAAAGGUGGGGGGAGUGGAGCACACACCUUGAGGAGGAAAGCCAGAAAGAAAAGAAAAAAGCAAGUGGAAGGGGGGGCUCGCCCAAGAAGGGUGAAGAAGCGAAGAAAGUCGAGGCGCCGAGGCUCCUAAAGCUGGCAGCUCCGGGCGGCGGUGCAGGGGCGAAGGGGGGGGGGGGGGGGACCGUCGGACAUGCGGCUCUGGAGUUGGGUGCUGCGCCUGGGGCUGCUGAGCGCCGCGCUGGGCUGCGGGCUGGCCGAGCGCCCCCGCCGGGCCCGGAGAGACCCGCGGGCCGGCCGCCCCCCGCGCCCCGCCGCCGGCCCGGCCACCUGCGCCACCCGGGCGGCCCGUGGCCGCCGCGCCUCGCCGCCGCCGCCGCCGCCGCCGGGCGGUGCCUGGGAAGCCGUGCGCGUCCCCCGGCGGCGGCAGCAGCGGGAGGCAAGGGGCGCCGCGGAGGAGCCGAGCCCGCCGAGCCGGGCGCUCUAUUUCAGCGGGCGAGGCGAGCAGCUGCGCCUGCGAGCCGACCUCGAGCUGCCCCGGGACGCGUUCACGCUGCAAGUGUGGCUGCGAGCAGAGGGGGGCCAGAGCUCUCCGGCGGUGAUCACAGGGCUCUAUGACAAAUGUUCUUAUGCCUCACGUGACCGAGGAUGGGUCGUGGGCAUUCACACCGUCAGUGACCAAGGCAGCAGAGACCCACGCUACUUUUUCUCCUUGAAGACAGACCGGGCCCGGCAAGUGACCACCAUCAAUGCCCACCGCAGCUACCUCCCAGGCCAGUGGGUGUACCUGGCUGCCACCUACGACGGGCGGCUGAUGAAGCUCUACAUGAACGGUGCCCAGGUGGCCACCUCGGGGGAGCAGGUGGGCGGGAUCUUCAGCCCCCUGACCCAGAAGUGUAAAGUGCUCAUGCUGGGAGGCAGCGCCCUGAACCACAACUACCGGGGCUACGUGGAGCGCUUCAGCCUGUGGAAGGUGGCCAGGACGCAGCGCGAGAUCGUGCUGGACAUGGGGACCCGCGGCCCCCAGGGCCCUCUACCUCAGCUGCUCCUGCAGGAGAACUGGGACAAUGUGAAGCGGGCCUGGUCCCCCAUGAAGGACGGCAGCAGCCCCCGCGUGGAGGUCAGCGGCGCCCCCGGCUUCCUGCUGGACACCAGCCUGGAGCCGCCGUUGUGCGGGCAGACGCUCUGCGACAGCCCCCAGGUCAUCGCCAACUACAACCAGCUGCCGCGGCUCCGCCGGCCCAAGGUGGUGCGCUACCGCGUGGUCAACCUCCAUGACGACGACCGGGAGAACCCUACCGUGAGCCGGCAGCAGAUCGACUUCCAGCACCGGCAGCUGGCCGAGGCCUUCAAGCACUACAACAUCUCCUGGGAGCUCGAGGUGCUGGAGGUGAGCAACUCCUCGUUGCGCCGCCGCCUCAUCCUGGCCAACUGCGACAUCAGCAAGAUCGGGGACGAGAACUGCGACCCCGAGUGCAACCACACGCUGACCGGCCACGACGGCGGGGACUGCCGCCACCUACGCCACCCCGCCUUCGCCAAGAAGCAGGAGAACGGGGUGUGCGACAUGGACUGCAACUACGAGCGCUUCAACUUCGACGGCGGCGAAUGCUGUAACCCCAACAUUACCGACGUCACCAAGACCUGCUUCGAGCCCGACAACCAGUACAGAGCGUACGUGGAUGUUAAUGAGAUGAAGAACAUUCUUAGGCUGGAUGGAUCGACACACCUCAACAUCUUCUUUGCAAACUCCUCGGAGGAGGAGUUGGCAGGCGUAGCAACUUGGCCAUGGGACAAGGAGGCCCUGAUGCACUUAGGUGGCAUCGUCUUGAAUCCAUCUUUCUACGGCAUCCCUGGGCACACCCACACCAUGAUCCAUGAGAUUGGGCACAGCCUGGGCCUCUACCACAUCUUCCGAGGCAUCUCGGAAAUCCAGUCUUGCAGCGACCCCUGCAUGGAGACAGAGCCCUCCUAUGAGACCGGAGACCUCUGCAGUGACACCAACCCAGCUCCGAAACACAAGUUCUGCGGCGACCCGGGGCCAGGGAACGACACGUGUGGCUUCAACAGCUUCUUCAACACUCCAUAUAACAACUUCAUGAGCUACGCAGAUGACGACUGCACGGACUCCUUCACGCCCAAUCAAGUCGCCAGGAUGCACUGUUACCUGGACCUGGUGUACCAGGGCUGGCAGCCCUCCAGGAAGCCGGCGCCCAUCGCCCUCGCCCCCCAGGUCGUGAGCCACACGGCCGACUCUGUGAUGCUGGAGUGGUUCCCUCCCAUCGACGGCCACUUCUUUGAAAGAGAAUUGGGAUCAGCAUGUGACCUUUGUCUGGAAGGGAGAUACCUGGUGCAGUACGCCUUCAAUGCCUCCUCCCCGAUGCCCUGCGGCCCAUCAGGACACUGGAGUCCUCGGGAAGCAGAAGGUCAUCCAGAUGUUGAGCAGCCCUGUAAGUCCAGCGUCCGCACCUGGAGCCCCAAUUCAGCCGUCAACCCACAUACGAUCCCUCCAGCCUGCCCUGAGCCCCAAGGCUGCCACCUGGACCUGAGAUUCCGCUACCCCUUGGUCCCCGAGUCUUUGACCAUCUGGGUGACCUUUGUCUCCACUGACUGGGACUCUAGUGGGGCUGUCAAUGACAUCAAACUCUUGGGUGUCAGUGGGAAUAACAUAUCCCUGGGGCCUCAGAACAUCUUCUGUGAUGUCCCGCUGACCAUCAAGCUCCGGGAUGUGGGCGAGGAGGUGUAUGGCGUCCAGAUCUACACGUUGGAUGAGCACCUGGAGAUUGACGCGGCCAUGCUGACCUCCGUGGCAGACAGCCCACUCUGCCUGGAGUGUAAGCCACUGCGGUACAAGGUUGUUCGGGAUCCUCCUCUCCAGGUGGAUGUGGCCUCCACCCUGCACUUCGGUAGAAGGUUCACAGACACAGAUGUCGGUCUUGGCAGUGUGUACCAGUAUUGGGUCAUCGCUAUUUCAGGAAAUGAAGAGAGUGAGCCGUCACCUGCUGCCACAUACAUCCACGGAAGUGGGUACUGUGGUGAUGGCAUCAUUCAGAGAAGCCAAGGUGAAGAGUGUGAUGACAUGAAUAAGAUCAAUGGGGAUGGCUGCUCCCUCUUCUGUCGGCAGGAAGUCUCCUUCAACUGUAUUGAUGAACCCAGCCGGUGCUAUUUCCAUGACGGUGACGGAGUAUGUGAGGAGUUUGAACAGAAAACCAGCAUCAAGGACUGUGGUGUCUACACGCCCCAGGGGUUCCUGGACCAGUGGGCGUCCAAUGCCACAGUGUCCCACCAAGACCAGCAGUGCCCAGGCUGGGUCAUCAUUGGCCAGCCAGCAGCAUCCCAGGUGUGUCGGACCAAGGUUAUCGAUCUCAGCGAAGGCAUCUCCCAGCAUGCCUGGUACCCUUGCACCAUCAGCUACCCGUAUUCCCAGCUGGCUCAGACCACUUUCUGGGUCCGGGUGUACUUUUCUCAACCAAUGGUCGCUACCGCCGUCAUCGUCCACCUGGUGACCGAUGGGACCUACUAUGGGGACCAAAAGCAGGAAACCAUCAGCGUCCAGCUGCUUGAUACCAAAGAACAGAGCCACGAUCUAGGCCUCCACGUUCUGAGCUGCCGGAACAAUCCCCUGAUUAUCCCUGUGGUCCAUGACCUCAGCCAGCCCUUCUACCACAGCCAGGCGGUACGCGUGAGCUUCAGUUCACCCCUGGUCGCCAUCUCGGGGGUGGCCCUCCGCUCCUUCGACAACUUUGACCCCGUCACCCUGAGCAGCUGCCAGAGAGGGGAGACCUACAGCUCUGCGGAGCAGAGCUGUGUGCACUUCGCAUGCGAGGCCGCGGACUGCCCAAAGCUGGCUGUGGAGAACGCUUGGCUCAACUGCUCUGGCAGUGACAGCUACCACGGCGCCCAGUGCACCGUGCGCUGUCGGACCGGCUACGUGCUCCAGAUUCAGCGGGACGACGAGCUGAUCAAAAGCCAGACAGGACCCAGCAUCACGGUGACCUGUACGGAGGGCAAGUGGAACAAGCAGGUGGCGUGCGAGCCAGUGGACUGCGGCAUCCCAGAUCAGCACCACGUCUACGCCGCCUCGUUCUCCUGCCUCGAGGGCACCACCUUCGGCAGCAAGUGCUCCUUCCAGUGCCGCCACCCGGCGCAGCUGAAAGGCAACAACAGCCUCCUGACCUGCAUGGAGGACGGGCUGUGGUCCUUCCCGGAGGCCCUGUGCGAACUCAUGUGCCUGGCUCCGCCCCCGGUGCCCAACGCGGACCUCCAGACGGCCCGGUGCCGCGAGAGCAAACACAAGGUGGGGUCAUUCUGCAAGUACAAGUGCAGACCUGGAUACCACGUGCCCGGCUCCUCCCGGAAGUCAAAGAAACGGGCCUUCAAGACCCAGUGUACCCAGGAUGGCAGCUGGCAGGAGGGAGCUUGUGUUCCUGUGACAUGUGAUCCCCCUCCACCGAAAUUCCAUGGACUGUACCAGUGCACCAACGGCUUCCAGUUCAACAGUGAAUGCAGGAUCAAGUGUGAAGACAGCGAUGCCACCCAGGGCCGUGGGAGCAACAUCAUCCACUGCCGGAAAGAUGGCACCUGGAGCGGCUCCUUCCACGUCUGCCAGGAGAUGCAAGGCGAGUGCUCGGCCCCAGACCAGCUCAACAGCAAUCUCAAGCUGCAGUGCGCUGAGGGCUAUGCCAUAGGGUCCGAGUGCACCACCUCCUGCCUGGACCACAACAGCGAGUCCAUCGUCCUGCCAGUGAACGUGACCGUCCGCGACAUCCCCCACUGGCUGAACCCCACACGGGUACAGAGAGUGGUCUGCACGGCUGGUCUCAAGUGGUAUCCUCACCCUGCCCUGAUUCACUGCGUCAAAGGUUGUGAGCCCUUCAUGGGAGACAAUUACUGCGAUGCCAUCAACAACCGAGCCUUCUGCAACUAUGACGGUGGAGAUUGCUGCGCUUCUACAGUGAAGACCAAAAAGGUCACACCCUUCCCCAUGUCUUGUGACCUACAGGGUGACUGUGCUUGCCGGGACCCCCAGGCCCAAGAACACAGCCGGAAAGACCUCCGAGGAUACAGCCACGGCUAAGGAAGGACAAGGAGCUGUCAAAGAAUUCCCAGCGCCAGGACCCGCCUCCCUUUGGUAUUGAUUUCACAGUCAGCUGCUCAACGGAAUGGCCUCUCCACACCAGGGAUCCUUAGCACCCAACCGGUCUGCCUUUAAUUUCACCCAGGAAGGACGCGUAGAGUGGGCGUGUGAACCAAGUCUCGCCAUGUUGAAUGAUGGAAUGGAAUCCCAUCUCAAAGUCUUAGAAAGAUUGCACUUAGAGCGUGCAGUACCUGAGCCUCCUAAAAUUCUAACCAUUUGUCACAUGA